AACAAGACAAAAAAAAAAGGGGGUAAGAGAAACUAAGCGCGCUCACCAAAAAAUUUCGCGUGAAAUUUUGAAACGCCCACCAAAACCAAUCCGAGCCCGCGCGCCCUCAAAAACUAAAAUUAAAAAAUAAAAAUAAAGCUCCAAAAUUUUCCCCAAAUUUUACAAAUCACAAAAUUUUCCCCAAAUUUUACAAAUCACAAAAUUUUCAUUCGUUUACUCUUCUUGUUACUUCUACUACUUCUUCUGCUACAAUCUUUGAGCUUCGAAUCUUUUUUCUUUCGUUCUAGGGUUUUGCUGUUCUUUUUUUCCCAAAUCUUAGGGUUUUGGAUUUGUCUCCAAGAUUUUGCUGGUUGAGUUUUUGUGUGUGUAUUUUUCUUCGCUAUAGUCAUGGCUUCGGAAACCCUGGAAGAGGUGAAGAAGAAGCCCGAGGAAGAAGUUCCUGUUAAGGAAGAUAAGCAAGAGGUGGAGGAAGACAAUAGAGUUGAAGCUAAAGAAGAAGAAGAGGUGAAGAAGGGUACGGAGGAGGAAAAACCGGAGGAGAAGGAAGGUGAAGGAAGUGAAGAGGAGGAGAAAGAAGAGGAGGGAGGGAGUGAGGAGGAUGAGGAGAAGGAAGAUGAUGGAGAAGAGAAAGGUAAGAAAGGUCGUAAGAGGAGCUCGAAGGUGAAAGAAGAGCAGAGUGCGUCGAAGAAGGAGCCUGUUACCCCCAGUAGUGAUAGGCCGACUCGGGAGAGGAAGAUCGUUGAGCGGUAUUCCGCACCCACGGUUGCCAGGUCUUCAUCGAGCAAAGGCUUGUCAAUUGAGAAGGGUCGUGGUACACAGCUCAAAGACAUUCCAAAUGUGGCUUUCAAGCUGGGAAAGAGAAAAGGUGAUGACAACCUGCAAUUACUUCACACAAUACUAUUUGGAAAAAAAGCAAAGGUGCACAGUUUGAAGAGGAAUAUAAGCCAGUUCUCAGGUUAUGUUUGGGUUGAGACUGAGCAGGAAAAACAGAGGACAAAAAUAAGGGAGAAGCUUGACAAAUGUGUUAAAGAGAAAUUGGCGGAUUUCUGUGAUUUGCUAAAUAUUCCAAUUAGUAAGACCUCUACAAAGAAGGAAGAGCUCUCUGCCAAAUUGCUGGAGUUUUUGGAAUCACCACAUGCUACAACAGAUGUUUUACUUGCUGAUAAGGAGCAGAAAAGUCAAAAGCGAAAAAAGAAGGCCACACAUGGAAAAAGUUCUGGUGCUGCAGAUGGAGAGACAUCUCCUGAAUUACAAGCCAAGAGACAAAAACAAGCAACUAGUGGAAAAAAACGGAAGAGUUCGCCUAAAGUUCAAGAAGAAGAGAGCAAUGAUAAGGCUGAAUCUUCAGAUGCACAACAUGAUUCUCAUGAAGAUGCUGAUGGGGAUGAUGUAAUGCAUGAAGUAAGCGAUCAUGAGGAAAAAUCUGGUGACGAGGAAGAUAAAUCAAAAGAGCAGUUGUCCAGUCCCAAAAGUCCUUCAAAAAAGGGGAAGGAGGGCUCAAAAGUUAAAAGUGGGGACAAACCUACACCUGUCAAAAAGAGCACACCUGUAAAAUCUUCCAAGAAACCAGCAGAGUCUACUAAGAAAUCAAGUUCUUCAAAAAAAAGUGUGAGUGAUGCUGAUGAAACCUCAGGUUCUCUUUCCAAGUCCAAGGGGUCUGCAUCUAAGAAACGGAAGCUUGAAAAGGAAAGCCGGAAGGAUGAUAAGGUGAAAACUGCAAGCAGGAAAUCUUCGAGCAAAUCCUCUGGAAAGGUUUCAGGCAAGGAUCAAGCAAAAGUUAGAAGUAGCAAGAAGGCGAAGGGAGAGCCCUCUAAAGCAGAUAUGCAUGCAGUAAUUGUUGAUAUUCUGAAAGAAGUUGACUUCAAUACGGCAACUUUGUCUGAUAUUCUAAGGCAACUAGGUACCCACUUUGGUGUGGAUUUAAUGCAUAGAAAAGCAGAGGUGAAGGACAUAAUUACCGAUGUGAUAAACAGUAUGACUGAUGAGGAGGAAGAUGAGGGGGAUGAUGGUGAAGACAAUGACGAAGCUGGUGAUGAUGAUGAAGAGAAAGAUGAAGACAAGGAUGAUGAUGACGAUGACGAUGCUUAGUGUUAGUGCAUUCAGGACCCAAACAACUUGUAUAUUUGGAACUCCCAUGAUGCAUGUGGUGGUGCAUUCAUUCAGGUAGGACAACUUUCUACAGAGGUUACAUAAGCGGAUUUUGAUGAUAGACUACAUUGGAUAGUUGAAUCUUGUGACCCUUUCCAGAUAAACUUACCCAGCUGGGUGUGUUUGUACCAUAUUAUUGACCUCCCCUGUAGUGUUGAGCUGAUCUUAAUUUACUUAGUUUUACCUAUAUAUAUAUUUUUUGAAGUUUUCCUUCUAUAAAUUUAUUUAGGUGUAACUGUUUAACUCCAACUUUUUUUUUCAAUGAGCAGUGAUCUAUCUUUUUUUCC
This is a messenger RNA of Humulus lupulus (European hop), 2435 nucleotides long. RefSeq names its product DEK domain-containing chromatin-associated protein 1. Bases 388 to 2088 code for a protein of 566 amino acids. Lineage: Eukaryota; Viridiplantae; Streptophyta; Magnoliopsida; Rosales; Cannabaceae. Gene Ontology annotation, molecular function: histone binding; DNA binding. The record is from RefSeq and is a predicted model, not a curated record. Gene Ontology annotation, biological process: regulation of double-strand break repair; chromatin organization. The transcript has 11 exons. Gene Ontology annotation, cellular component: nucleus.